Salarias fasciatus (jewelled blenny) is the source of this 1640-nucleotide messenger RNA. Its product is annotated as cytochrome P450 2F2-like. Gene Ontology annotation, cellular component: intracellular membrane-bounded organelle; cytoplasm. Gene Ontology annotation, molecular function: oxidoreductase activity, acting on paired donors, with incorporation or reduction of molecular oxygen, reduced flavin or flavoprotein as one donor, and incorporation of one atom of oxygen; iron ion binding; heme binding. The record is from RefSeq and is a predicted model, not a curated record. NCBI's taxonomy places the organism in Eukaryota, Metazoa, Chordata, Actinopteri, Blenniiformes, Blenniidae. Gene Ontology annotation, biological process: xenobiotic metabolic process. The coding region runs from base 1 to 1467 and encodes 488 amino acids. The transcript is spliced from 11 exons.
AUGUUUGUCUCAGCUGUCCUGCUGCUUCUCUGCCUUUGCUUCGUCCUCCUUCAGCUGAAACCACGGAGGCCGAAGAACUUUCCCCCCGGACCUCCCAGCCUGCCCAUUGUGGGGAACGUUUUACAGCUGAGCCUCAGGAACCCUUUGAAUGACUUUGAGAGGCUGAGGAAGUCUUAUGGAAACGUCUACAGCUUGUUCAUCGGAGCCAGACCAGUGGUGGUCCUCAGCGGUGUGAGAGCCAUAAAAGAGGCUUUGGUAACCAGGGGGACCGACUUCGCUGGAAGACCACAAGACCUAUUUGUCAACGAUGUUACAAGGAGGAAAGGAGUGAUUUUUGUAGAUUAUGGCUGCAGUUGGAGGGAGCAUCGUCGCUUUGCCCUCACCACCUUGAAGAACUUUGGGAUGGGGAGGAAUUCAAUGGAGGACAGGAUUCAUGAUGAGCUCCAGCACACUGUUGAAUCUCUGGAAAACGGCAUCGGUGACACCCUGAGGCCACAGGGGCUGCUUCAUAAAACAUCCUUUAACAUCAUCAGUCAGAUGCUGUUCGCUACCCGCUAUGAUCACGAGGACGAGAUCCUCAACGCUUUUGUCUCUUACAUCAAGGAGAAUACAAAAAUAGGCAACGGGCCGUGGUGUGUGAUUUAUGACUCUUUUCCCAAACUUCGUAACCUGCCACUGCCCUUCAAAAAGGCCUUUGAGAAUUUUGAGAACAUCUCAAAGGUCGUAGUUGGUUUGGUGAGUGAGCACAAGAAGACCAGGGUCCCUGGAGAGCCGCGGCACUUUGUAGACUGUUACCUGGAUGAAAUGGACAAGAAAAGAGACGAUUCUUCUUUUUCAGAGGAAGAAUUCACAACGUACGCUCUGGAUCUUCUCACCGCAGGAAGCGACACGGUCUCCAGCACCCUGCUCACUGCAUUUCUUUACCUGAUGAGCUACCCACACAUACAAGAGCGAUGCCAGCAGGAGGUCGACCGGGAGCUGGGGGGUAAGGAGAGGGUCGACUUUGACGACAGAUACAACAUGCCUUACACCCAGGCUGUGAUCCAUGAAGCGCAGAGAGUCGCCAAUGUCGCUCCUCUCAGCAUCUUCCACUGCACCAUCAAAGACACAGAGCUCAUGGGGUAUUCCAUUCCAAAAGGUACCAUGAUCAUCGAGAACUUGACCUCAGUGCUGAAUGAAGAAGGCCAGUGGAAGUUUCCUCAUGAAUUCAGCCCUGAAAACUUCCUGGAUGAGCAGGGACAGUUUGUUCAGCCAGAAGCCUUCAUGCCUUUCUCUGCAGGUCCUCGGGUUUGUCUCGGAGAGAGUCUGGCUCGUAUGGAGCUCUUCCUCAUCCUGGUCACUCUGCUGAGGAAGUUUAAGUUCAUCUGGCCGGAAGACGCAGGAGAACCAGACUUCACUCCGGUCUACGGGAUCACCAUGACGACCCAGCCGUAUCGCAUGAAGGUCCAGCUCCGGUCGACUCAGUGAAGGUGGUCCAAACACGCCACACAUGGACAAUUUCUGAUUAUCACACAACACUCUGUGCUUUUAUUCAGGAAAGUCGCAUCCUGAUACGGGUUUGUCAAUAUUUUCACCCUGUUCUGCUUUCUGUCUGUAUGUUAACAAAAUCUGCAUUUGUAAUUGAAACAAAGUGCAUAAUA